This is a messenger RNA of Akanthomyces muscarius, 1608 nucleotides long. RefSeq lists its product as uncharacterized. NCBI's taxonomy places the organism in Eukaryota, Fungi, Ascomycota, Sordariomycetes, Hypocreales, Cordycipitaceae. The record is from RefSeq and is a predicted model, not a curated record. Bases 1 to 1608 code for a protein of 535 amino acids. Gene Ontology annotation, molecular function: ubiquitin binding. The transcript is spliced from 3 exons.
AUGGCUCCAUUCGAGCGCAACGAACCCUUUAUAGCAGAGCUUGUGGAGUCUUUUAGAGCUCUGCUAGACGAGUCUGUCGUUACAGCUAUAGCAAGUGACUAUGAGCUGUACCAAAAAUCAGGGUUUGCCGCCGCUACCAAAGUCCUCCAAAGCCUGUCACAAGAUGUUGUCGCUGAGGAAAACAGCGGCUUCAACCCUACAGGCGUUGCCGGCUUCAAAGACGGCGAGAGUCAAGAUACGCAGACAGCCACGUCUGCGACCAGCAAUAGCCAGCAUGUAUCUGGCGGUCAAGAGACAAACUCGACCAGCUCCGGGUCAACGUCUGACCCGGUUGACGUAACCUGGGUAGCACCACGGGUGACUUCAUUCAACAACGAUACCAUCGCGGACAAGUUCCUGCAGCUGCAUGCCAUGUUUCCUGAGAUGAAGGAAUUUGACGUGAAAUACGCGCUCAAAAAGUGCAACAACGACUUUCAGUCCGCGCUGGAUCAUCUGCUCAAUAUGCAGUACUUAGAGGAAACCGGACAACAGACCAGGGGCAUUGAUGGAUUUGCCCAGCUCGAGGAGCCCAGAAAGCAGCGGAAGGGUAAGGGCAAAGGGCGAAAACGAGAGCCGUCGGAAGACACAAAAAGCUCUGUCCCAGCAGAACUUAUCCAAGAAGCCAAGGAGCAAGCAGACAUUGGUUACAUUGCAGAACGCUUCAAUCUCACUUUUGAUGCCGUCUCGGAGACAUACUACGGCAAUGACUGCUCAUCACCAGCCACUGUGGUGGCUCUUCUCGACCAGCGACUCUCACAGGACCCCGGCCUUGUCGACGACGCCACAACACAAGAAGCCGUCGGCCUCUUAUUCCGCAAAUACAAGCAAGUGCCUGAAAAGUACCUCAGGGCUAUCAUCAACGCGACCAGCUCCAUUAAGCCAUUUUCAGACGAUCUCGCGCAACUCGUCAGCAAAAAGUUCGCUCGCACCAAGAGGAACAAGGGCCAGAAGAUAAUGCUCGACGGCGUCCUGACCCCCCUCGCUGAAGACGAGCUCGCAGGCUCGACAACCUCCAAUGGGUCAAAUUCACCUACUCGAUCCGCGCACCGUCCCCUCUCCCCCAGCACGCCAGCCACCGCUGCCGCCGCCAGCAACUUUGCCGACGCUGUCAAGAUUUCGCAGGCUCUUCACCAGGCGCGCCGCGAAGCCUCGGCCUCGGCCGCCCAGAUGCAGCGCAAGGGCGGCUCGCACGGGCUCUACCGCCAGGCCGCCGGCUACUACACGGCGCAGGCGCGCGAGCACGCCCGCAGCGCAAAGGCAGCCACGUCCACGGCAGCCGAUCUGCUGGUCGACGAGCAGAGCUACGGCUGUAGCAUCGAUCUACAUGGCGUCUCGGUGCAGGACGGCACCAGGAUCGCGCUCCAGCGCGCGGCGGCGUGGUGGCAGCAGCUGGGCGAGUACAAGGCCCAGGAGGCCAAGACGCGCCCACUCGUCGUCAUCACCGGCCUCGGCCGCCACAGUGCCGGUGGCGUCUCCCAGUUGAGAAGGGCGGUGGCCGCUGCUCUGAUUCAAGACGGCUGGAAGGUAGAAGUGGGCACUGGAAAUUUUACAGUCAGUGGACGACGCUGA